This is a messenger RNA of Anisakis simplex (herring worm), 150 nucleotides long. NCBI's taxonomy places the organism in Eukaryota, Metazoa, Nematoda, Chromadorea, Rhabditida, Anisakidae. The record is from the annotation of a GenBank genome assembly.
AUGGUUGUGUUUUGCAGACAAGAAUAUGAGAGUGUCGAUUUUAUGAGUCGAAAUCGACAGAAUAUCACGUGGACAAAUCCUUCAGCGUGCGAACUGAACGCCGUAGAAUUGGACGGUGAAAACGAUGAGGAGGAUGGUGACGAAGAGAUG